UGCUGCUUGGAGUGAGCGCACGGUGCUCGGCUGUCGGUGCGGUGUCAGCGCGGUGUAGUCCACUAUGCCGCGGGUCCAGCGGUGUCAGCCGUAAUGAAGCAGUGUUACGUGUCGCACCGGACACUCCGCGCGUACUCUUCUUCGUCCCUGCAGGAGAGGGUGGCCGGCGGGUAGCUCCAACUUCGGACUCCGUGGUUUUGUUCCUCGGCGAAGCGCACUGAAAUCAGCUGGUGAGUGUCCGUCGCUGCGCACGUAUACACGCCACAGUCACCUGUUCCGCUCCACAGGUAGCUCAUCAGACUGGGUUUCUGCUGCCGCGCGCUAACAUAUGGAUGAACCUACAGAACAGGCAGAAGCUGCUGGUUACACUAGAUUUUUAAUGGGGAGGAAUCAAUGAAGCUGGAGCCAUUAUUUGCUCUGAAACUGACAAAAACAAACAACACGAGCUGAAACAUCCUCAUGUGAGCAAUUUAUAUAGCAACACCUGUUGAUUCUGAUUCUGAUGUUACAAUUUACCAUCACACUAUAGCAAAUGUUAAAAAAACAGGGCGACUGUAAAGGCUCCAGUCAACUCCAGCACCUCACCUGUCACCUCCAUAUGGACUCACAGCAUCGUGCGUAUCAGCUGUUUAAAUGACAACACCACCGGCUCCAAACAAAGAGCCGUAUGGCAGAUGGAUUAUCUGCUCAAGUGCGUGAACCGUGACCGUCAGAUGAUGGUCAUCGUGAACAAUGCGGUACGAACUCACCAGUCUAACACUAACAUUUCAAAAUGUAAAUGUUAAAAUCACCAAGAAGAAUAUGUUAAACUAGACCAAUAUGAUAUUAAAGGAGUUAAAAAGUUGGGUCAGUCACUAUUAGUUGUUAAGGUCCAGUUGACAGUAUGUGACCACUAUGCAUUCCUAAAAAAAUGUUUACCAAUUAGACCCCUGAAAAACUCUAAUCUGCAAUGUUAUAUGAUAUAUAUAUAUAUAGAUAGAUAUGAUAUGAUAUGAUGUAAUGUCCUUAUUGGCAAAACUCCUCUAUAUGCUCUCAAGGAAACUGUCCCUGUGUGUGUGUGUGUGUGUGUGUGUGUGUGUGUGAGCCCUUCAUGUCCUUAUCCUUAAGAGAACUUCUACCAUUCAGACAAGUCGCCCUUCCACGUGUGUGAAGGCCCGUGAACAAGCCUCAGUCUUCAUGCUUUGGUGAAUGUGGAGCAGAACAUGUUUCAAUUUAAAUCACGGCUGUAGGGCCUCUGUCUUUUGUGUAGCGAUCAUAAUGCUGGUGUUCUUGAACGUGCUCUUUAGUGAAUCAUCAAUGUGACACACAGUGUCAAGGAAGGGAGAUGAAGUCUUGGAUCUGCAGGCGUAUACCAGCAGAUCCUCCCUGCUUUUAAUAGUCACUUAAGCUCCAUGGCACCUCCUUUAAUUUAUAAUUUCACCCUGUCUUAAUUACCUGCAUAUCCAUGAGGUCAUUUUUUUGUUUUUUGAAAACUAGUCUCAUUUCUUUGAUCUUGGUUCAGUGUCUGGCUGAAAUUUGUUUUUUUUUCCAGCCAGACUGUCUCUCACUCCUCCUACUCACCUCAGAGUUAUUAUACUGUUUAUUAAAAAGCAAUAAUGUUAAAAAAAUAAAAGCUUUAAUACAGUACCAGCAUUUAAUGUGAGGAAAAUGUUUUAAAGCAGCAUUAAAUGGUAACAUGGGGGCAGUGCAUGAGCUGUCAACACAGCUGCGACAUAUCAUCACCUCAUACAUUUAUUUUGGCAAAUGUGCUUGUUUACACAUCCAUGACACACAGAGCAACGACAGAACAAUAGUCCAAUAUUCACUGUUCUGUUACUCCUAUUGUUGUCUCCACUAGGGAUUUAUAUUUUUCAAAACGUGAUUACAUUUUGUGUCCCGGGAGUAGAAGCGCACUAUUCGAGGAAUCCUGGGAAGUAUAACUUCAGCUACACACAUUGGGCGUAGUUCAAGCAACACUAAAUGCAACAAGGAGAAACGUGCAUAAAGCUAUGGGAUCCCGAGCUUUAGAGUAUUAUUUGAUGGUAUUCGAAAUGAUGGUAUUCAAAAUCCCAUUAUUAUAUUUAUCUGGAAACAGGAAAUAGUUUGGAUGUGAAUUCCCGGGAAUCCUAGUCUCCACCAAAAAGAAAAACCAAAACAAUACGCUAAAAGAGGCUAAAAGCAUAGAAGAGCUGAAAGGCACGGUGAAGUUGGGUGGGUUUGUCACUCAGAGCGUGACCUUUUCACAUUACCCAUGAUACCUUGAUCCAUGUUUAACAAAAAACCAAUUAUUUGUGCAGCUUUAAGUUUAAGAAUUUUAGAUACAGAGUGAACCAAAGUGCUACAAUAUAGAGGCUAAAGAUCUUUCAAACGUGCCUGUGUAAGUGUGUGUUGAUGGUGCAGGUGGAGCGGUAUUGUAGACGCGAGGGAGUACAGUCAUUUCUCGUCAUAUUUAAACUCCCUCAGUUAAUAUUUUGUCAUGGGAAGUGAAGGUAGCUGGCAGCCUGCUCUGUUCUGUCACCGCUGGGUGAAUCACCCGACUUCCCAUCAUCUGUUCUCCUUCCGCUAUCCUGCUCUCUCUUGGAAAUCGGGCCUCGUGUCACCGCGUGUUAACACACAAAGCGUCGGCAGACAGAUGAUGACAUCACAGCUCACCGCCCACCCAUUCUGAUCCUAGAGUCCCGGAGGUGCCAGCCUUUAUCACUAACCUCCCGAACAGCCUCAGUCAGCCUUUCCUUUUAUCUUUUACGAGGAACAAAGGAUGCCGCUGCAAUCAGUGAACAGGUAACUGCCUUACCUAUAAAAUCUCCUAAUCUCCAGGAGCAUCGGCACGACUGAGCAGUUUAUCUUCAUCGCCUGUCUAAAACUUUCCUUCGCUAAAGAGCCAAGACGGACGCAUAAAAUGUGGCUGACCAGAGUGUAUUUACACAGAUACAGUACGUAUUUCUGUACUGAAGCUGUCAAAGGCUGAUGAUGUGUGUUGAUAUUCUAUUGCCGCUUGUCCUCGUAUUUUUUUUCCCGUAACUUUUGGAUUGUAAAGGUUCAUUCAGACGGAGCACAGAGUGAAAUUUGAGCAGAACUGCAGACUAAACACAAACAGCCAAUGCACUGAUUAUGCAGAGGUUAGCUCAGCGUCUGACUGAUAUCCAAACGCACCAUAAACUUCAGUUCAUUCGGGUAUUUGUCUACAGACCUCUUUCUUGUUUUCCUCAGUCAUACAGCUUUGGGACUAGCACACUUUUUUUCCCUCUCUAAAGUAAAUAUAUUUUCAAGACAUCUAAAUCAUUUUUCAAGGUGCUGGAACAAAAAACAAAAUGAAGGCUAAAGUCAGACAAAAGACUUGCAGACUGUACUGAUACAUCGUUACAGAGUAACAGAGCCAGAAAAAUAGCCCCAAUAAUGUCUUGGAUGAGAUUGAGGCUGCUUUACAGUUUGUUGCAAGUCAAAUGAACAGAAACAACCUCUCUCAUAUUCCUGCUCCCAGCAACUGUUCCUGCACCUUCGCUGUAGGCAGUUGGAUACGUGACUGACGAUUGGUUUGAGCAAAUAACAACCCCUCCAAAACACAAAACAGCUGAAAUAGAAAAUCCACACUGUAUAAAUAGCAAUUUAUUCAGAUAAUCAGACCAAAAUGUUGCAAUUCUUCUACGGCUGCUUGUGUUAAGACAAUACUUAGAAGUUUGUUCAAUGUAAAAAGGGAAAACCAUGUUUAUAUCCUGAAAAUAAAGUUAUCAAAAACUGUGGUAUUUCGGUAUCGGCCCCAAAACUCAGGUAUAGUGGCAACAGUAGCAUUGAACAAUUUCCAACGAUACCCAGCCCUCCUCCUUCCUGCUGCAGACUUGUUGUUUGAGCUGAAGAGUGGAAGAGGAUAUAUAUAUUUUGCUUUUACAUCUGCUGUCUGCCAUAAAAUUGCUAUUGAAAGAAAGAAAAGUGUUCUUCACGUUUGAAACGUGUCUGUUUGCAAGAUAAACGACAGCCAAGCGUAGCCUGUCACUUAUAAUUCCACCACCCGGCGGCAAAUUUAAUUCCCAUCGAUUGUGGGCCUUGCCACUCUGAUGAUGGAAACAGUGGUUUGCCGGGCUACAUUCCAGUCAUUCAUUAUUACUAUGUAUUGACCAGUGACCUAUAAGAGUUUAGUCCGAGCCGGUGCUUCUGUACAGUCCACUGCCCUUUACUGUGACCACUGGCUGGCUGCCAUUUGGCCAAGUCUGCUUUUAUCUGUCUGCCAUUGAAACACAUCAGUCAAUUCUUUCCCCACCUGGAUCUGGAGGACAUAUCACAUUGGCUAUGUUUAGCAGAGACGUAGAGGACGGAGGAUGUGUUAGACUGUUCUGACCUCAACCUCUCCGUGCCCAUUUUCCCAGCAGCCCAGCCUGGCGAGAGGCAAGGGUUGGUCGGUUUAACUCAAUAGACUUCCCCCAGCAUGCCUCUGCCCGGCUCUAUGGGAAAGGACUGUGGUUCGUCAAUGUCAUCUCUCCUGCUGCCAGCCUCUCCAUACUGAUUAGAUGGGAAGGGAACAGUAGGUGAGAUGGAAUGGUUCCUCUGCGGAGACAAAGGGUUUAUUGUAAUUCCCGAGGCAUCCAUUCAUUCCACAGAUCAGUGACCUUUUCAGCGUAUCGGACCACACAAUAGAAUCGGCUGCUUUGUUUCCCCCUCCAUCGUAAUUACCGCGUGGAAUUCCUUCUGCCCUAGAAAGAGGCACGGCAUCUCAAAAAAACGUUUUUUCAGACAUCAACCAUCUGAAGGUCGAUCAGCAAAUGGAGAGGCUGAGAGAGUAAGAGGUGCAAUUGCUGUUUUGAAAUGAGUUUCAAUGGGCGCCAUCAACCGUGGUUCUCACUGGAGAUGCCUCUCCACAGCUGCACCUGGAAGCUUUGCACGUUUUGCAUCUUCAAAUAGCAGCAAGAGGGAAAUAUUAACAUUUCCUUUCUCAUCAGCCAGAAACGAAAAAUGAUUAAGUCAGAUUGACUUUGUCCGGAGUCUGAGAAGAGCAUUGAUGGCUUCAACACUGGUGCUAAUAUACUGCGCCAGAACUUAAAGCUGCACUUACCAAUAUUUUUUUGUAUCAACAUUGAAUCAAAUGACGAUGUCUGAGAGAGAUUUAUCACCCAGUUUCUCUUUUCAGUCACUUUUCGCUCAUUGUUUUGUUUUUCUGGACCGCAACUCUUCUUUUAUACAAGUGGAGACAGAUAUUUAGUCUCGAUAUUGAUGCAGCUUUUAAGGUGCACUUCUAGUCCAUUCUGCAUGAUAGGUAUACCAUUACAGCUGAAACAAACAGUAAACAUGUAUUAGUUGAUAGACUAAAGGAAAAAUUAAUAAUUUAAACAAUUUUGUAAUCAAAUUUGCCACACAUUCUCCGGUUCCAAGCAAUUUUGAGGAUUUGCUACUUUUGUUUGACCUGCCUGGUCUGGGAGGAGCUGUAUAGGAAGUGUUAGGUAAAUUGAUGUUGGUCCUUCUCUGUUAUGUAUGGACCUGUAUAUAUGUUGGGAUGUUGAGAUGGCAGGAUGGAAAGAUGAGUGUAAAUCCAAGGUUUUCUACCGCUGGAGACUAAAUCCUCUUCGGUUGCAGCUCCUACUUUGUCCCUAUCUCUAUAGUGCAGCUUCAAUCACAAACACAACACACGAGAGCUUGACACUUGUGCUGAUGCAGGGUGGCAGUGUUUGUGCUGCCUUUAUAGCAUUUUAUUGUGUGUGUCUGUGUGUGUGAGUGUGAGCGUUUCUCACUUGCCAGGGUUGUUGUCAGAGAGUGCUAGAUGCCCGUUGGUGGCAGCCAGCGCGCAGGAGCAGCACGUGCAGCCGCAGCCACCCAGGCCGCACGAUGCCACGAUGGUCUAGUUCAGAGAGCGCCCGGGGUCGAGAACGGCCUCGGUUACACACUUCCAAACAACAGGCUUUGUGCUGAAAUAUUGAUGUGACGGCAGCACACACUGUCCUCCCGGUGUCACACAUAUCGGACAUGUGUAGACUUAUUAUCCUGGCCUUAGUGCAGCUACCAGGGUGCAACAGAUGUAUGGAUCCUGACACCUGAUACUAUUAGUUAUGGAUGGACUGUGUUCUGAAACAAUUAGAUGAUAGAGAGAAGACUAUUCGUUAAAACUUUGAUAAAAGAUUAUUUCAGAAUCUCUGCCUACAGCUUCUCAAAUGUGAAUAUUUUGUCAUUUUCUCUAUUUUGAAUCCGGGAUGGGUCAUGAUUUUCAAAUUUUCCAACAGUCAUUAAAUUGUAGAAAGCAGUUUAUGGGACUAUCAUGUUGAGAUAUGAUGAGAAAUAUAUAUUCUCUUGUUUUGGAGUAUUGGUCAGACAGAGUUUCCACUUUGAAGAUGUCACCUUGAGCUCAUGAUGGGCAUUUUUCAGUCCGAGGGACGGUUAUCGAAUCCCAAUACUUGGCAUUGAAUGUAUGGUCAGAUUUGUAAUUCUUUAAUUGCAUCUUUCCUUAUUUAAACCAGUGGAAUGUUUCCAAUUUAAGUCUUUUUUUUUAGGCUGCUUGUGUUCUGACGGUUAACAUUUCAGAACUUUAGCUUCUUAGCUCGGACGAUGGUCUUUUAUCUUAUUCAAGUAAUGUUUAAUGUAAUAAAGUAAAAUUUCAUAUUAGUAUCUAAAAUUAGGUAUCAUAUCGGCACAAAACACAAAGAUGCUCUAUGUCUAAUAUUUGUUAUUUGAACUUCCCUUUUUGCAAGAGUUUUAUAACUGUGUUUUAUAACUGUGUCUGACUAAUAAAUCAUCCAUUCCAAAAUUAAAGUCACAGUCUAAAUGAUUGAUAGUCGGUAUUAAAAGACUGCUCCUGUGAUUUAGUGUUGCUAUCCCACAAAGUUAGGGAACUCUCAGGAGAAUGAUAAAAAAAUAAUGGUCAAACUUCCUGACUUUUAGUUCCCAGUAUGGGUCAAGUGCCAGUAAUGCCUGAUCCUACACUUCCCAUAAUGCAACUAAAUACUGUCAUUGUGUUAAAACAGCCAUGCUGACAUCAUCGGGGUUGUUUUCGCAGAUUUACCCAGUUCUAUACCAAAUCUCCGCGAUUAACCAAACGGGUGAAGGUUGAAGUCAAAGGCCACCGAUCUGUGCUCACUUUCACUCGGUCUUAUUAGACUGAGAAUAUCGCGACAUCAAAGGCAACACCGGUGUCACGUGUGCAGCCACCACCAGGCCAAAAAUAGCACAUUCACAAUGUGAUUUUUCUCGCUUUGACCUUUCCAAUGGAGCAAAUUGGAGGGCCAUUUGUAUGCUCAGGGAUCAGUUGAUGAUCUGUUGAAUCAGAACAUUAGAGGUAAAAGUCGUACGUCCCCCAAAAUAGUCUGUUCUUGCUCGACAUGUUCUGUUCUUCUGAUCGUCCCCGAGGAGCUGCCUGCCAGCCAUUCUUUACAGCUCUCUGUCAAGUGUGCUAAUUGCUGUAAAUAGCUGGGUGCUCUGUUGUUGUGAUUGACCCUUAUGGAACCCGCUCAAUCUGUUUCAUAUUUGGCAACGUGCAGGGCACUUUGUUGGCCUCAUUUCAGUGUAAUAGCUUGUUGUUAUUGCACAUUAAACACAGUUGAUUACAAAGAGGGCGGAUUGCUUUUAGGCGCUUUUUUGAAGGACGGCAACGGGAAGUCCAGUUUGGACCCGUGUACCAGUAAAAAAUGUAGCUGAAUGGUAUCAAUGACUGCUUGUAACUUCUUUUUUAGUGUUGUGGGUUGUUUCCUGAAACUGCUGAAAACUGGCAUCGUAAUUGAACUUCAAAACCAGACUGACGCUGAGUGAUGAUAAUUGUGACAUUACUUUUCAAAGUAACUCAAACUACUUAAAUUUUUAAACAGUCACUUGUUACGUUACAGCCUUACCUACUGAAAAAAGUAACUUGUUAGAGUACAUUUGUGCACCAAUAAUGAAAUUGGUAUUGAUAUUCUUUGUGUUUUUUAUUGUCUUUUAGAAUGAAAAAAAUAAAAAAAGACAAGAACUGACCCUUCACUCAGUAUGUCAGGCCUAUCAACCUUUCCAAUGCAUGCCACUUAUCUAGUUUACAAUGAUAACAGUGGCAGAUUUACUGCUUGAAAUGAAUAAUACAUUUUAAAACAAUAACUCUUGAUGUCACACAGAAGUAAACAAAAGCUAGCUUCUCAUUUCUGGCCCUUGACCAUCGUUUAUUAGCUUAGGUGCUAGCUCCAUGAGUCUUUCUAAUGUUUUAAGCUCAUUUAAAGCAAGAAACCUGUGAAACCCUGUGCCCAAAUUCUUUGGCGACACAAGGUCACCACUGUGGAGUUAGCCUGACAUGUUGACGUUUGAAACUUGCCGAGGACCAAACACAUUCCUUUCAAUUUUGCUCUUGUUUUUUUGCCUUUGUGUUUAGCAAAUGAUCACUUGAGUUAUUCCCCCAGAAUUUACUUAAUAUUUGUAAAGAAUAUUCUGAAAGAUACUUUAUACUACCACAGGACACUAAAAGUAAUAACAUUGGUGAUAGUGGUAAAUAUCCAUCCAUUGGAUUCUUGGAGAAAUAGGUGGUAUUGACUGAGAAAAAAACUUUCAUUUGGAGACAUUUUCAAUAAAUGCACAGACCUGUAGCACAAGACUUUGGCGAUUUCUCUUUCAAAAGAGUCCCCCCUCUAAGCCAUUUAUCUACAAAGUAAAAGCCUGCGCUGAUGCAUUUUUGUCUGUGAUUCCCGGCUUCUGAAACAUGAAAGCAGGCAGCCAUAGAGAGAAAAAGGGCUACACCGAUCAGCAGAAAAGACGGAAGGAUCUGCCCAGGAUGUUUGCGAGAUCUUAAGGGAGGCUGUGAUCACGCUGUCUCAUUAGAUCAGUCUCAGCUCUCUGCUUCUCUCUCGCUCUCUCGCUCGCUCUCUAAAGCUGCUGCUGCUCAGGGUAAAAGAAAUGCAGCUUUUUUUGAAAAUCAACCACUGAUAUCAGAGCCGCGCUUCACCUUCCAGCUUUUGUACAUAUGUAUGACUUUCUGUGAACCUGUUAAUGCGAACGUGUUGAGCACAGCCUACAACCGUCACAUAUUUUAUCAGUCGCUGUAUUUUGCAUAUAACUUGAUAGUUUUGCACUGCAUAAAUCUAUAUAUUUGCAACAUAAAUGCUGCAUCUCUUUCUCUAUUUAAUCUCUUUAUGCUGAAUAAUUUUACAUUCCUACAUUUCUUGUUGUGUUGCUGCAUUAUUUCCAUUGCUUAUACCUUCAGCCACAACCACAGUUUCCCCAAACUCAGUUCACAUCAAAUCUGACUUUAUCAUAAAACAAAAGAUCGCAGUGCAAAGAGAGUCUGUUUCUUUCUUGGCUCCCCUCCUCCACUUCAUAGCUAGCUUUAUAGUGGUACAGUUUCCAUGGCAGCUAGAGCAUUUUAAGCUUUAGGAUAACAGUGAAAAAAGUGGGGAGAAGGACAGGGAAUAAUCACAGGGUAUGAGGGACUAAAAAUAGAGAGGGACUUAAUCCCAGGCAUUAUUUAUUCAUCUAAAAUGUCUCGUGUCUGCGCCGGCUGUGUAAACAUCAUUUCUUCUGCAGUUCCUCGUCGGGCGGGCAUGCCGUUUGCUGACCUAAACCCCCAGAGUCUUACUAACUGACUAAUGUCAUGACCACAGGGAGAGGGGAGAUACAGUGGCAACACAAAGACAACACACGCCGGAUGGACAUGCAGGGGCUGGAUUUGCUGUGGUGAGGUCGUAUGGAGAGGGAAACCAGUUCUGGAUUAUUGCAAGCAAUCUCUUACUGCUCCUACUUCCUUGUCAUUAGAUGAAGCAUUGGAACAAGACUGCAAAAUAGAGAGGAAAAAUGAGCACUGUUGCUUUUGUCUCUGAAAAACAUCCACAGUGACAAUAUGUAAUUAAACAUCUCCCCAAAUGAAAAUCCAAUCAUGUUUAAUGUAAUGUAAUUGCCAGUUCAUUUGCGAUAUGCAGUGAUCUGUGAUGUAGAGACUACAGUGAAGCUGCAGUGUGUGCAGUGACUGUCACACGGCGAGUGUUAGACUGAUGAGAAGCAGAAUAGAGGUCAGCCUCAGGCAGCAGGCAGGGCCAGGCUGCUUGGCUGCAAGAAGUGAUAUACGGAUAUCAUUGUCUCUUGUUUGGAGGGAAGAACGCUUUGACUGAUUGACUGGCUUUUUAAAGACCAAUACCAGUGGAUUUUUUUCACUUGAUUUUGGAUAAUUGCAGAAAAGUUCAUGAUACUUACACAUUUUGUUCAGCAAGAUAAUGAAACGUGAAUACACAAUGAGGCUGUGAAGGGGUGCUAGUUGGCGUGAUGACGUUUUGUAGUCUCAUUUAGCCAGCUAGCUUUUUUAAGACACGUAAAAGCUUAGAAAAAGGUAUUUAACAAAGACGGUGUAUAAGAAGGGAACGUAGUCAUCAUGACGUCGCCCAUUGGUUUGUGGACUGCCGUUUUGAAGCCUCAAAAUUGGCGAUUUGGCCAUCGCCAUCUUGACUUUUUUUGCAACCGGUUACCAUAUUUGGAAUGCGGAGGAUUGACGUAGAGACUGCGUAUACCGCCGCCUCGUAUUUACUGACGGAUUAUAUGUCGUAGAGGAAACUUUAACAUGUUCAAGCUUGUGUUAACCAAAGACCCGAUCAAAAAAACCCUUUGACUUUGAGAGGAGGCAACUGGAAGUGCAAAAAUGCUAACACAUUAACGCAUUUCCGGGUUUUAGGACUCGCUCCUGCACCACCACUGAUUGUCCAUCAGAGAGCACUGACAUGACAAUUUUUACACUGUAAAACGUCCUGCUCAUCUUGGUCACACAAUUUGUUUUUGGAUCGUUUGUUUACGUUAUGGUACGUUCAGCUCUUAAAUACAGAAUUAUUAUUUCACAGAGUUGUUUUCACGUUGCUCUACUCAGUGACGUUCACAAUCCUUAAUUAUCAGCCUAUAUGCACACCUUACACACAGAGGUGUAAAACACUCACAGGACUUGUGGUUAGAUUCAAUAUGUUUCACUCAUGUCUCCAUCUAAUGCAUUUUCAAUCCAGCAAAAAUAAGGAAUGCCUGACAUUGUGCAUUUCACCUUAUUUUUUAAGUCAUUGCAGUGCUCUGUUUUAUAAAAAAAUGUUUGAGAAUAAGACGAUGGAGUUUUCCUGACCCAUUUAGAGAGUGGUUCUCUCAGCAAUGAGUCCUGGUUUAUUGCUAAACAACCCUGUUCCAAGUGUCUGCAAUCACUCAAGGAGAUGAGAAUGCAGAGAACAUGUCACAUUUAUUCUGACAUAACCACUGACUGUAAUGGACAUGACAUUUCCAAACAACUUGGUUCAUGCAUUUAUUCACACAGAAGGUGGAUCCUUAAGAGCUUCUCUUAUGUAACUGAACCACAGAAAUGCCCAAUUUACUGAAUUAUAAUCGACUAGCUGAACUUAGUCGAGCAUUUAGCAGCUAACGAGCCAGAUGUUUUGUUAGGAGUUGGUGGAGACCAAAACAGAGCUAAAAGAAGAUAUUAUAUAUUGAACUUGUAUUCAUCAGGUGGACAGAAACAUUUACCAUGUUGGUACGGGACCAAUAUCAAAAGCUGGUCAUCUUUGAUCAAAAAGUUUCUAAUUUUAUUUAUUUAUUUAACUUUAAUUUUAGACUGCAUUCAGACAAAGUUACUGUACAACUGCUUCUGUUUAGACAACAAUAAACAUUUGAGAACUGUUUUUGCUAAAAAACAAACCAAGGUAUUGGAGCACAUUAUUGUUAUUUGACAUUUUACACAUUGCACUGACUUUGGUCUUUCAUAAACCAUCGAGAGCUACUGGUGAUGUAAGCGCAUUGCUGCUGCUCCACAUACUGUGUUUUGGUGGCAAAAGUUUGGUGGAAAUGUACGUUAAGAGCUUCUUGGGGCAUUAGUUGAAUACGGAAUUGUAUACAACUAAUAGUGUGGAUCCUGACUGUUUCUGAAAGGUCUCCAGACAUGGCAUUUGUCAUCACCAAGGGGAUAUUUACUUGCCUUACUUGGUUCUUGAAUAGAGAUUGGUUUUGACAUUUUCUACACACAAACAGAAGAGGCAAGUUAUCGAGCUCUCAGCAUCUCUUUCUGUUUCUAGCGCUGUCCGUGGUGCUGAAAGCUUCCAUUCUCUGAGUGAGAAAAAGUAUGUUGAGACGAGCUUUCUUUCUCAAGGUCCUUGGACUCAUAUUUCCAUUCAAACUAGCAGGCGCGCUCUCUCUCUCAACCAGCAAGGCCUCUUCUGAAUGGAGCCGAUCUCAGCACCAUUGAAAGCACUGCAAGGUUGGAUCGGAAACGAUACCAUGUGCUGUUGUGUUCAAAACUACGCUUCAACAUUGAAUGUUAUGGGGGGUCCGAGUUCAGAGAUACUGCUCUGUUAAACACACAGAAGAAGACAUAAGUGAACACAACACAGGACAAUUUUAGCUCGCAUGAUUAUUUACACACAGCGUCCCUGCAAUAUAGAGGAUGUUUUAAGUACAUACUGUAUAAUUUGUUGCUAAAUUAUAGACGUCGCUGUGUUUAGAAAUAGCCCAGAUAGCACUUUGCAGCAUUAAUGAGUUAUUAUUUAAUAGAAGAGCUGUCGCAUAGAUUGCCCUUUGUCCUCUUUUUGUACUCGGUAUGUUUGCACCCGCUCUGUAAACAACCCUUGACCUCUUACAGUUCUUCAAUCAAAAGGCUUUAUUGGCUCUACCUUGUUGCGUAACAUACCUGCGGCUUUUCCUUGUGUCUGACUGAGGCGGAGCGGAUAUCUUAGUAUCUAGGUCAAUUUUCUUGACAAGCUAAUCCUAUCUAAACUGCUGUUGGAUUAUCAGCUAAAACAAACCUGUUCAGAUGAUGGGUCACUGCCUGUUCAAUGUCUAAUCCGGCAGUUCAGUGAAAGUUACCAAACAGAUGUUCUAAUUAGGACUGGUGGAGGCUAUUAUUGACACUGAUAGUUCAGCUACUGAAAGCCACUGCUUUUUACUCGUGUUCAUUUGUUCAUGUUCACCCAUAGAAAUACAAAACCUCUAAGCUACAUUUAAAUCAUCAUUGGAUGCUAAAACAAAGCCAACGGUAUUUUUUAUCUGGGGAAACAGCUUCUUAAGGUGGACUGAGGCAUCUUCCACCCUAGGUUGUACGGACUAAAACGCCUGAAACUGCUGAGGAAAAUCCGACUACAUCAGCUGCCGUAUCGGACGUGAGUGAUUGUGGCCAGUAUCAGGUAAGGUCAAUAUAGACCUGACACUUCAGCCAGUCAAUAUCAGCCAGGGGCUAGUUUUAAUUAUCCAGAUUAACAGAUAAAUCCCAGCUUUUCAGCGAUGUUCAUCUUGAGAAGCAUGUCAGAUAGACUGAAGCAACAAGGAGAGACGAGCAGUGCCAAGUGCCCCUCCUGCUGCUUGGCGCUGAUUAGACUCCUAUUGUGGGACUUUCAGUUUAACUGUGGCCUCCGCUCCAGGACAAAGAGCAGCUUUGACACGUGGGGCCAGAGAAGGGAAACUGGAACAAUGUUCUGGCUUCCCGGGACGCCUACAUUAAGAUCCAACUGAAAGGCCACGUUUAGUACUGCAGCUACAUAAUGGUUCACUGGUUAGCGCUUCAAUUUAGAGACCUCAAAUCAGAGCGGCCGUGGUGAUCAUCGAGGACUCUGAGGCCAUGUUCUUGGUAUUUCUACAUUCAUUAGUUUCUCGAUGUUAAUAUAAAAUGGAGUAACCUUAAAUUGAGACGUGAUGUUAAGAAGCAUUUUCAAUUCAACGCCAGCUGGAAAAAUCCUCAAUAAAGAGGGGUCUUGAGAUGACGGAAGUAGAGCCAGUGUUGGACUUUGCCUCCUCGGGGCGCUCGGGGAGGAGAAAUGCCCUGCCUGACAUCCUGGGCUCACCGGCAGGCGUAAACCCUGGCGACCUGCCUCUUAAGCUGGCUGAAAUGAACCUCACAGAUGGUCCGGGAGGGGCCCAGUCACCCGCGGCAGAGGGGCCUCCAGCGCCGCCGGAGACCUCAGAGGGGAAGGAGGGAUCGUAGGGGCUCGUUUUAUUUACCUCCCCGGAGACAUGCAAAGAUAACCUGAGAGACAGCACGAGGAACGAGUUCGAGGGGGCGACGUGUUUGGAGAGUGAGUGAUUAUCUGUGGAGAGUCAGUCUGUUUGCGAAGCAGCUGAACCACGGAGGGAGAGUUGACGAACCGACUCCCCAGCGACUGGAUCCAGGCACUCAGCAGCACUAUCUGACAAGAGUCAGACGUCACUUAGUUCUGAAGCAGUGAGUGUGUGUGUGUGUGUUUAGGUGAGUUACAUACUCACCGCGGACACUACGCUGAAAUUCAAAGGGACCAUGACAGAUUGUACACUGUACACUAUUUUUGUAUGAUUUAUUUAGAACUAAAGAAAAACAGGAACUCACUAGUCAAACUGUAAUGUGUUCCAUUUCCUGUUGAUUUUUGUUUUGUAGUGAUGUGUGUUAUUAAACAUUGACUAUAGUAGGAGGGAAUUUGAUAGCGGCCUGUCGUGGCUCGAAGCAUUUUAAUCCAGCAAAAUCAAAUGUCACAUAAGUAAACAGUAGAUUUAAGAAAAUUGAAAACUCUUUGUGUUGUCUCCUGCUAUUACACUAAUUGUGUUUGGUCUACUGUGUAUGUUUGUCAAACCGGAGGCUGUUGCACAGUGUAUCUACAUUGUAAAUGUACAGUUUUUACCCCUAAUCGCAGACUGUUUUGAUCCUGGUGACAGCGAACAGGGAUUGGAUCCAUUUCUUAAGGCGUCCAUAUGGUGAGAGGCGAUAAGGUUGAAGAACCGUCCACAUCUUUUGACAUUCCUUCAGAGAAUAGUGUCCCACUGCCAGCAAUGAACACGCUGCUUCAUUAUAAUACCGGGAAAAGUCAGAGAUUUAAUUUUUGGUUUUUGCUCCAGGCUGCUUCUAAAAGUCUCUUCACUUUCCAAACCUCUGAAAAUGUGCCUAGUGGCAGCUCACAACCCCAAACGUGUGUUGUGUUCUUUCUCUGUGACGUACUGUUAUCUACUAUUUUGGGCUACUGAUAUUUCCUCAGUUUUAAUAGGAGGUAUCAUAACUCGUCUUUACUGCUCGAACUGUAAAUGAAAGACAAAGCAACUUUUCUAACAUUCUGCAGACUUUGCAUCUGUAGAUCCAACACUUUUUUCAGGAAAAGCGUUUUCAGUUUUGCGUAAACUUCGGCAGGGCUUCUUGGGCUCCUCGCACGCUUAUUGCAGCGGCAGCAUAUGCCCGCCGACCGGGCACCGGAGCAAGCAUCAAGCAACACUACACUACCGCCACAGUGUGUUUCGAGCACCGAAAAUGGCAGCAAGCUCGCCUUCUGCCUCUCUGCACGGAGACGAGUCUGUUCACACUCAUCAACACAUAAAGCUGUGAAUAGGAUGCAAGACUGAGCGCGAGAAGCAGCUAUCCACUCACUGCUACUCUAUAUAUAUAUUGUAUUGUAAUAUAACCCAUGUGCGUGUGUGUGUGUGUGUCAUACAUGCUGCUCGUAUGAUUAUCACACUGUACUCAUGUAGGAAAUGCUGUUCUGUAAUUGUCUCUAUUUGAAGAUGUUUUGCCGGUGGCUGUGUCUUUAUGUGGAUGUGUUUCACAAAUGCAACAAGGAAAGCCUGGUGCGCUGCUGCCCAGCCUCUGUUUCUGAUGCUGUACUUCGUGUGUUCAUGGUCUGCACAAGCUGUAUGAUCAACACUUUUUUGGU
This is a messenger RNA of Anarrhichthys ocellatus (wolf-eel), 15515 nucleotides long. RefSeq names its product protein kinase (cAMP-dependent, catalytic) inhibitor beta (gene pkib). Gene Ontology annotation, biological process: negative regulation of protein kinase activity. NCBI's taxonomy places the organism in Eukaryota, Metazoa, Chordata, Actinopteri, Perciformes, Anarhichadidae. Bases 13607 to 13831 code for a protein of 74 amino acids. The transcript is spliced from 3 exons. Gene Ontology annotation, molecular function: cAMP-dependent protein kinase inhibitor activity. The record is from RefSeq and is a predicted model, not a curated record.